Messenger RNA from Prinia subflava (tawny-flanked prinia), 4662 nucleotides. RefSeq names its product C2 calcium dependent domain containing 5 (gene C2CD5). Gene Ontology annotation, molecular function: calcium ion binding; calcium-dependent phospholipid binding. Lineage: Eukaryota; Metazoa; Chordata; Aves; Passeriformes; Cisticolidae. The transcript has 27 exons. The record is from RefSeq and is a predicted model, not a curated record. Gene Ontology annotation, biological process: protein localization to plasma membrane; positive regulation of D-glucose transmembrane transport; positive regulation of protein targeting to membrane. Gene Ontology annotation, cellular component: plasma membrane. The coding region runs from base 2 to 3370 and encodes 1122 amino acids.
CAUGCGCAGCAGCCGCGCCGCCGCUCCAUGGCACAGGCGCGGUGGCGCCGUCCCUGCAGCCCGCGGGAGGAGGAGGAGGGCGGGGAGGAAGAAGAAGAUGCCGGGGAAGCUGAAGGUCAAGAUCGUGGCGGGGCGCCAUUUGCCGGUGAUGGACCGCGCCAGCGACUUGACCGACGCCUUCGUGGAGGUGAAAUUUGGAAAUACAACAUUUAAGACAGACGUGUAUCCCAAAUCACUUAAUCCUCAGUGGAAUUCUGAGUGGUUCAAAUUUGAAGUGGAUGACGAGGAGCUCCAGGAUGAGCCUCUGCAGAUCACAGUUCUGGACCACGACACGUACAGUGCCAACGAUGCCAUUGGCAAGGUGUACAUAGACAUCGAUCCUCUGCUCUACAGUGAAGCAGCCACUGUCAUUUCGGGCUGGUUUCCAAUCUAUGAUACCAUUCAUGGUAUACGUGGGGAGAUCAACGUGGUGGUGAAAGUAGAUCUCUUCAAUGAUCUAAACAGAUUUAGGCAGUCAUCCUGUGGAGUCAAAUUUUUUUGCACCACAUCUAUUCCCAAGUGCUACAGAGCAGUGAUUAUUCACGGAUUUGUGGAAGAGCUUGUGGUUAAUGAGGACCCCGAGUACCAGUGGAUUGACAGGAUCCGUACUCCCAGGGCAUCCAAUGAGGCUCGGCAAAGGCUCAUUUCACUCAUGUCAGGUGAAUUGCAAAGGAAGAUUGGCCUGAAGGUGCUUGAAAUGAGAGGAAAUGCUGUUGUUGGUUAUUUGCAGUGUUUUGACUUGGAGGGAGAGUCUGGACUCGUAGUGAGAGCCAUAGGAACAGCCUGCACCUUGGAUAAAUUAAGUAACACAUCAGCAUUUUUACCUGCAUGUAACUCCCCAUCCAAAGAAAUGAAGGAGAUUCCUUUCAAUGAAGAUCCCAAUCCCAAUACAUAUUCAUCAGGACCCUCCACCCCUCUGAAAAACCAAACCUAUUCCUUUUCACCUUCCAAGUCCUACAGUCGACAGUCCUCUUCUUCUGACACAGAUUUGAGUUUGACACCCAAAACUGGAAUGGGCAGUGGGAGUGCUGGAAAAGAAGGGGGGCCAUUUAAAACUCUUUUAAGACAACAGACUCAGUCAGCUCUGGAACAAAGGGAAUUCCCCUUCUUUACCCUGACCACCUUCCCGCCAGGCUUCCUGGUGCACGUCGGGGGCGUUGUCAGUGCGCGCUCCGUGAAGCUCCUGGAUCGCAUCCACAAUCCCGAUGAACCAGAGACACGAGAUGCCUGGUGGGCAGAAAUCAGACAAGAAAUAAAAUCCCAUGCCAAGGCAUUGGGUUGUCAUGCUGUAGUGGGCUACAGUGAAUCAACCAGCAUUUGUGAAGAGGUCUGUAUUUUGUCCGCGUCUGGCACAGCGGCUGUGCUGAACCCUAGGUUCCUUCAGGAUGGCACCAUGGAAGGCUGUUUGGAACAAAGGUUGUCAUGGCAGCCUGGCUUCUUUUCCAUAGGGUCAGAGAAGGGAGAGGUUGAUUUUUUUCCUCAGAGCCAAGAUAGUUCUUCUCCAUUAGGGAUUGAAGAAGCUUCACCACCAGGCUGUGGAUUUUGCCAUAUCCCAUAUGAUGAACUGAACAUGCCUUUUCCUGCUCACCUCACUUACUGUUACAACUGCAGGAAGCAAAAAGUUCCUGACGUGCUUUUCACCACAAUUGACCUUCCUGUAGAGGCAAUAGUUGUUGGGAAGGGAUGUCUUAUUCAAGCCAGGUUGUGCCGCCUGAAGAAGAAGGCUCAGGCCGAAGCCAACGCCACGUCCAUCAGUAACCUGCUGCCCUUCAUGGAGUACGAAGUGCACACACAGCUGAUGAACAAGCUCAAGCUGAGGGGAAUGAACGCCCUCUUUGGGCUCAGAAUCCAGAUCACUGUGGGGGAGAACAUGCUGAUGGGCUUGGCAUCUGCAACAGGCGUGUAUUUAGCAGCUCUGCCAACACCUGGAGGUAUCCAGAUUGCUGGGAAGACUCCAAAUGAUGGCACCUAUGAGCAGCACAUAUCCCAUAUGCAAAAGAAAAUAAAUGAUACAAUAGCAAAAAACAAGGAGCUUUACGAGAUUAAUCCUCCAGAGUUACCUGAAGAAAUUAUUGGGUCUCCCAUCCCAGAGCCAAGACAACGUUCCAGGCUGUUGAGAUCUCAGUCAGAAAGCUCUGAUGAAGUUACAGAGCUUGACCUUUCACAUGGAAAGAAGGAUGCUUUUGUCUUGGAGAUUGAUGACACAGAUGCAAUGGAAGAUGUACAUUCUUUACUGACAGAUGUCCCACCACCUUCUGGUUUUUAUAGUUGCAACACAGAAAUUAUGCCUGGUAUAAAUAACUGGACACCAGAAAUUCAAAUGUUCACAGCAGUUAGAGUGUCCAGAUUAAGCAACAUUAACCCAACAAAUCAAACACUCAAUAAGAACUUUAAUGAUCUCUGUGAGAAUCUGUUGAAGAGUUUGUAUUUUAAACUCCGGUCCAUGGUUCCCUGCUGUCUGUGCCAUGUCAACUUUACAGUUGCUCUGCCAGAGGAUGAAUUAGUUCAGAUUGCAGUCACUGCUGUUGCCAUUACAUAUGAUAAAAACCAAGCACUCCAAGCCAACAAAGCACCUACAGAAAAAUCACAGCAAAGAGCAUCUACAGACAAUGAAGAACAGCUACAAUUUCCCUUGGAACUUUGCUCUGAUCCCCUUUCUUCUCAACCAUUCUCUCCAGCUAAAGAAGUCCUGGAGGGUGCAAGUUCCCACACAGGUAUUCCUGCUGCUCAGAGAGUGCUGAAGUCCCACUCAGGCAGUUGGUUCAGAGCUGGGACAUCACCAGAAAUCGACAGAUGCAACAGCUGGAUAGAGCUGAUUAAACUGAAAGCUCAGACCAUAAGGCGCGGAUCAAUUAAGACAACGACUUCCCUUGAAAAAGCAAGUCCACUGGCUGAGGGGUACUUACGGCACCGUUCUGUCCCAUCAUGCACCAAUUCCACUGUCUCAGUUGUUAAGAUGACUCCUCUUUCCUUUCUCCCUGGGGCGAAAAUAACCAAAUACCUUGGGAUAAUCAACAUGUUCUUUAUACGAGAAACCACUUCUUUGCGUGAGGAGGGUGGUGUCAGUGGUUUCCUGCAUGCUUUUAUUGCUGAAGUGUUUGCCAUGGUGAGAGCUCACGUUGCAGCUCUGGGAGGGAAUGCAGUUGUGUCAUACAUAAUGAAGCAGUGUGUCUUCAUGGAGAACCCAAACAAAAAUCAGGCUCAGUGUUUGAUAAAUGUCAGCGGUGAUGCCGUCAUCUUUGUCCGUGAAUCUGAGCUGGAAAUGCUGCCAGUGCAGCCCUCUGCAGCUGCUCCUCAGCCCACGAGUGCUGCAGGAGAUGUCACAACAUGAAGGCAGAACAAAUGAAGGAGUCUCUGCCAAAUACAAAGAUUAUUUAAAAUGUGGGAAUGUUUAGGUUUGCAUCUUCAAAGUCACAAUCUCUCCAUGACCUUCACAGCCAAAAUCCAAGACAAUCACUCUUUUUUUGUUGUCGUAUAACUGUCCUAGGUCAGAGCAGUGAACUGGCAGGUGUGCUCUGGCCUCUGUGAAACCAAGCCAGGUGAAACACUGACAGGAGAACAUGGAUUAGAACAGCAGGCACCACGUGGGACUGUGGAAGGAAGGAAAAACUGCAUUUUUGAGCUGUUCAGUGGGACCAUCAUGAGCUGUCAUUGAGAAUUUCUGAGUGUGAGUGGGGUCUGAGCUGAUCCUCAGCUCGGGUCACAGUGGGAGGGAGGUGCCUGAGAAGUCUGUGUUGGAAACCUUUGAGGGAGAAGGGAGAGAUUUGUGUGCAGGCCAAGAAAACACGGGCUGGACUCUGAAUUUCCUUUACAUCAUAGAGUGUGAAGAGGAAAAAGCAGUACCAAAAAGAUACAGUUUGAAUUUCUGCACAUUAAAAGUUGUUUGUUUGUUUUGUUGUUUUUAUGUUUGGGGGUGGGAGGUGUUGUUUGUUUUUUUAAAUUGGUUUUUAAAAGCUGCCAGACCACAAUGCUGUGAUCCUGGGCAUCCCUGUGGUGGGACAAAAACCAACUCAGAACACAACAAAAAGUCCCAGGGUGUGUCUGGUGCUAUUACAAGAUGUUCACUUCAGUAUUGACAAAGCAAAUCUUUUUGUUAUGUAAGACUUUGUGAAAGAAUUGUCCUGAGGUUCGUUUUCUUAAGGCAGGAUCUGUUUCAAGGAUGACAUAAACAGUCCCCCAAAAAUCACUUGUGCAGAGGUUAUUCUGCAGCCUCCUUCCUGUUUAAAUGCCUGGCUGAUUGGAGAUUGAUGUGUGUGUGUGGUUCCUGCAGGUUGCUUUUGUGUUUUUUGUUCUUUUCCAGUGCUGUAGCUGGGAAAUAAGGGUACUGCUAAGACAGGAAAUUUGUCAUUUCCAGUAAAAGUGUGAAAGGCAGUGAUAGUCUAUUGUAAAAAAAAAAAAAAAAGAAAGAAAGAAAAAAAAAGUCCAAAAAACCUUGAUUUGAAGAUGCAUUCUUGCUUCAUUCUGACAAUAUUGUACAUGGAACUUGAACAAAGAUGUAAACUUGAAUGUAAAUAUUCUGUUUAGUGUUGAAAUUAAGCAAUGGCAUGAUUAUUUGUUAAAACUAAUUAUUUCAUUGUAAAUGAGCAUGAAAAUCAUCCUUGCACAAUAAAUCUCUUUCUAAAA